Molecule: messenger RNA, 7162 nt
Organism: Pteronotus mesoamericanus
Lineage: Eukaryota; Metazoa; Chordata; Mammalia; Chiroptera; Mormoopidae
Gene: NKTR
Product: natural killer cell triggering receptor
Exons: 17
Coding region: 97-4494 (1465 amino acids)
Biological process (GO): protein peptidyl-prolyl isomerization; protein folding
Cellular component (GO): intracellular membrane-bounded organelle
Molecular function (GO): peptidyl-prolyl cis-trans isomerase activity
Source: RefSeq, a predicted model, not a curated record
GUUGGGGUCAGGCAGGUGUGGCGGCGCUUUCUCCUCCGUGCACGGGGAGCUGCUCAGGCUGGAGGCCAGCCAGCUCUUGCCGCCGCCUCGGUAGUGAUGGGGGCGCAGGACCGGCCGCAGUGCCAUUUCGACAUCGAGAUCAACCGGGAGCCGGUUGGUCGCAUUAUGUUUCAGCUCUUCUCAGACAUAUGUCCAAAAACAUGCAAAAACUUCCUUUGCCUAUGCUCAGGGGAGAAAGGCCUUGGGAAAACAACUGGGAAGAAGUUAUGUUAUAAAGGUUCUACAUUCCAUCGUGUGGUUAAGAACUUUAUGAUUCAGGGUGGGGACUUCAGUGAAGGUAAUGGAAAAGGUGGAGAAUCAAUUUAUGGUGGAUAUUUUAAAGAUGAAAACUUUAUUCUCAAACAUGACAGAGCGUUCCUUUUGUCAAUGGCAAAUCGAGGGAAACAUACCAAUGGUUCCCAGUUUUUCAUCACCACAAAACCUGCCCCGCACUUGGAUGGGGUUCAUGUUGUCUUCGGACUAGUUAUCUCCGGUUUUGAAGUCAUCGAGCAAAUUGAAAAUCUGAAAACUGAUGCUGCAAGCAGACCUUAUGCAGAUGUGCGCGUUAUUGACUGUGGGGUUCUUGCCACGAAAUCAACAAAAGAUGUUUUUGAGAAAAAAAGGAAGAAACCGACUCAUUCAGAAGAAUCGGAUUCCUCUUCCAAUUCCUCUUCCUCUUCAGAAUCAUCUUCAGAAAGUGAAAUCGAACAGGAGAGAAGCAGGAGGAGGAAACAUAAGAGGAGGCCAAAAGUUAAACAUUCUAAGAAGAGACGAAAGGAAGCAAGCAGUUCAGAAGAGCCAAGGAAUAAACAUGUAGUGAGCCCGAAAGGUCACUCUGAGAGAAGUGAUACCAAUGGAAAAAGGUCAGUCGAUUCAAAUGCUAAAAGGGAAAAGCCUGUGGUCCGCCCAGAAGAGAUACCCCCAGUGCCUGAGAACCGGUUUUUACUGAGGAGAGAUAUGCCCCUUGUCACAGUCGAACCUGAACCGAAGAUUCCUGAUGCUACACCCACUGUAAGUGAUCAGAAACCAUCUGUAUCAAAGUCUGGACGGAAGAUUAAAGGAAGGGGUACAAUUCGCUAUCACACACCUCCGAGAUCCAGAUCCUGCUCCGAGUCAGAUGACGACGACAGCAGCGAGACACCCCCUCACUGGAAAGAGGAGAUGCAGAGGCUGAGAGCAUAUAGACCGCCAAGUGGGGAGAAAUGGAGUAAAGGAGAUAAGCUAAGUGACCCCUGCUCAAGCCGAUGGGAUGAAGGAAGCUUGUCCCAAAGAUCAAGGUCACGGUCUUACAGUGGAUAUUAUUCAGACCUUAGUACAGCGAGACACUCUGACAGUCACCAUAAAAAACACAGAAAAGAGAAAAAGGUCAAGCAUAAAAAGAAAGCUAAAAAGCAGAAACAUUGCAGGAGACGCAAACAGACUAAGAAGAGAAGGAUUAUUGUACCGUCUGACAUAGAAUCCUCAAAGUCUUCCACCCGACGAAUGAAACCCUCUGGUGACAGAGAAAGGAGGUCGCGAUCUUCCUCGCUAUCCUCUCAUCAUUCGCUGAAGAGGGAUUGGUCUAAAUCUGAUAAGGAUGACCAGAGCUCUUCAACUCAUUCCAGCAGGGACUCAUACAGAUCAAAAUCUCACUCGCAGUCUUAUUCUAGAGGAAGCUCAAGAUCAAGGACGCCAUCAAAGUCCUCAUCCCAUUCUCGAAGUAGAUCAAAGUCCAGAUCGAGUUCCAAGUCAGGGCGCCAACGGACGGCAUCAAAAUCACCGAGAAGGACAGCCUCUCAGCUAAGCGAAAACAAACCAGUUAAAGCAGAACCUUUAAGAGCGAUCGUGCCACAAAAUGAAAACAUCAUAGUACAACAGCCAGUGGUGGCGGAAAAUAUUCCUGUAAUACCACUGAGUGACAGUCCCCCUCCUUCAAGGUGGAAGCCUGGGCAGAAGCCCUGGAAACCCUCUUAUGAGCGAAUUCAGGAAAUGAAAGCAAAAACAACCCAUUUGCUGCCCAUCCAAAGCACUUACAGUUUAGCAAGUAUUAAAGAGACUGGUAGUUCAUCAUCCUACCAUAAAAGAGAAAAAAAUUCAGAAAGUGAUCGGAGUGCUUAUUCAAAAUACAGUGAUAGAAGUUCAGAAAGUUCACAAAGGUCAAGAAGCAGAUCCUCCAGGAGUAGAUCUUACUCCAGAUCGUACUCAAGGUCACGAAGUGUAGCUAGUUCCCAUUCAAGGUCUAGGUCUCCCUCCUCUAGAUCUCAUUCACGAAAUAAGUACAGUGAUCGCUCACAGUACAGUAGGUCGUCUUCAUAUUCUUCUGUCAGCAGUGACGCCGGAAGGCGAGCCAAGAGAAAACUUAGGCCCAGUGGGAAAAAAAAUAACACUUCAAAUAAAAGGCGCAGCAGCAGCUCUGAAAAGAUAUUUCGCAAUAAAUAUGUGAAAGGCAGAGAUAAGUCUUCGUCUCAGAGGAAGUAUAGCGAAAGCAGGUCAUCUUUAGAUUAUUCUUCAGACAGUGAACGGUCAAGUGUUCAGGUGACACAGUCAGCCCAGGAAAAAGGGAAGCAAGUCCAAAAGGAAACAAAUAAUAAACAAGAGAAAAACAGAGAUGGAGGGAAAUCCAAGCCCGAACAGGAACGUCCUCGUUCAAAAAAAAGAACUUCGAAAGGCAGUCUUUCCGAACACUUUAGAAAUGGCAGUAAGCCCAAAAGGAAGAAUUACGCUGGGAGUAAAUGGGACUCUGAGUCAAAUUCUGAACGAGACAUAACUAAAAACAGUAAAAAUAAUUCCCGGCCAUCUUCUGAUAAGGAGGAAGGUGAGGCCACAUCAGAUUCUGAAUCAGAGUUUGGUGAAAUUCACAUCAAAGCCAAACCCACAACAAAGUCUUCAGCGAGUACUUCACAGUCUGAUGGUAAUGGUGCUUGGAAGUCUAGCAAACAGCGGUCAUCAACCUCUGAUUCCGAGGGGUCCUGCAAUUCAGAAAACCCUAGAGGAAAGUCACGGAAGCACAAACAUGGGUCAAAGGAAAAUCUUAAAAAGGAACACACCAAAAAAGUGAAAGAGAAAAUGAAGGGGAAAAAAGACAAAAAGCACAAGGCUCCAAAACGAAAACAAGCAUUUCACUGGCAGCCUCCACUAGAAUUUGGUGAAGAGGAGGAGGAGGAGAUUAAUGAAAAGCAAGUGACUCAGGAGUCACAAGAGAAAAAACAAGUUUCUGAAAACAGUGAAGCCACAAAAGAAAAUAUCCCCCCAACUGAGAAGCCCUGUGAAGACGGCAGUCAGUCAGGUAAACAGAAUACAGUAACGGCUUCAUCAGAUGCUGAGCAGCCUGCCAAAGUUGAUAGCAAACUCAGCACUUCUCCCACACCUUUAAAUACCGAGGAGAGUGUGGCCAGUUCUCCCCCAAACAUUCAGCGUAUCGAAGACAGUGUCCCAAGCAGAGUGGAGGAUGUGCUUCAGGCAGAUGACAACAUGGAAAUUUGCACUCCUGAUAGGAGUUCCCCGGCAAAGGUGGAGGGGGCGUCCCCUCUAGGAGACUCGAGGCUUGACCCCCUGGAUGUAGGCCUCGUUGUGAAGCAGGAAGUACAGGCUGAGCAUCCUGAGGGAGAGGCGGGGAGCCAAGACAGCAGCAUGCCUGAGAGCCCCCCAGGGGGUGAGGCGGGGGCACAGGACAGCAUCUCUGUGGGCCCGGCCGGUGCGGUGGAAGGCACAGUGAGGAAGGAGGUGGCCGAAAGGGGCCAGCUCAGCCUCCUGGAUAACAAAUGGAAGCCCCUGCAAGGGGCGGGGAACCUGACAGCACCGGCGGCUGCCCUUUCCAGUGCCGUGGAAGGUAAGACGUUGACUGCUCUGCCUGAAAUGAAGCCACAAGUCUUGAGAAUAGAAAUUAAAAGCAAAAAUAAAGUGCGGCCUGGGUCUCUCUUUGAUGAAGUAAGAAAGACGGCACGCUUAAACCGGAGGCCGAGAAAUCAGGAGAGUUCAAGCGACGAGCAGACACCUAGUCGGGAUGGCGAUAGCCAGUCCAGGAGUCCGAGUCGGUCUCGAAGUAAAUCUGAAACCAAAUCAAGACACAGAACAAGGUCUGUCUCCUACAGUCAUUCAAGAAGUCGAUCGCGAAGUUCCACAUCAUCUUAUCGAUCAAGAAGCUAUUCCAGAAGUCGGAGCAGAGGGUGGUACAGCUGGGGCCGCACACGAAGCCGGAGCAGUUCCUCCCGCAGUUACAAAAGUCACAGGACGUCCAGCCGGAGCAGAUCCAGGAGCAGCUCGUAUGACCCCCACAGCCGCUCCAGGUCCUACACUUACGACAGCUACUACAGCAGGAGCCGGAGCCGCAGCAGAAGCCAGAGGAGCGACAGCUACCACCGAGGCAGAAGCUACAACAGGCGGUCCAGGAGUUGUAGAUCUUACGGCUCUGACAGCGAAAGUGACCGAAGUUACUCUCAUCGCAGGAGUCCCAGUGAAAGCAGCAGAUAUAGUUGAAAAUGUCCCCUUUUUUGAUACAAAUUAUAUCUUAUUUGUAAAUAUCUGGUAACUUAAAAAUUUAAGAAACUUAAAGUCAGUCUGUUGUUCUGUUUCAAUAUUAGAGGUGAAUUUCAAAAAUAGACACUUCUUAAUUGUUACUUGUUCCUUGUGUGCAGAAUUUAAAAUACAGAUAUGUCUCCUAAAAAUAUUUUUAUGCCACAUUUUACAGUAGCCAACUAUGGAAGUGAAAUUUCAUUUUCUUGAAUCAAGAAACCAUGAAAUCUUAGUAUAAUUUGCAAUAUUACUUUAGAUAGACUGUUUCCUUUUUCUCUCACGUAUCCCUUAGAAUACAAAUUCUUUUUGCCCGUUUUCAGGUGUUAGCACAUGUGCUGCCCAGCACAGACCUGUGGGAGCUCGUCAGAGACAGCCAGGUGUUUGUGCACCCAUCACAGAGCCUGACGCAGUGUGCUCUUAAGAACCCACCACCCAGGUCCCUGCUGACGGUAGCCAGGCGUGGGGGUGUGGCUUUGGGGCUCUUAAUCCAUUCCUUCCUUCUUCGUUGUCUGCAAGGACCAGGAAAGUGAUCACUGUACAGCCUGCUGUCUGUGUUACUUCCGGUUGGCAGGCGAGGGUAAGGAGAAUAACCAGCCUUAACUCGAAGUACCUACUGUCUCUAAGGACCUAGUAUUUCAUGUGCUUUCUAAUAAAUUUGAUCAGAGGUUCGGACUGUAAAAACAAUUCUAUUCCCAUUCACCCUUUGGUGCUUGGUACCUUUUGGUGCCCCUUUAAGCAUUGUUCUACUUCUCUACUGUACAUUACGGUCUCAUAAGAGAGAGAGAGAUGAAAUUUUUUUUUAAACCACUGGCACCAAACAUGUUUCCUUCUGAGCUGUACUCACUUUGAAUAUUUGGAGGGGUUCUCUCAAGCCACAGGUGUGGGCUGGGGGUCUCCUGGACCGGGCAGGGUUGGCAGCAGGGAUUGCAUGGCCACGCAGGUCUACUACAUGUCACUGACGUGACCAUGUCUGGAAGAACGGAUUGAAGAACAGACGUCCAAUGUAACAGCAAAACCUAACUGCCACCAUCCUGGACAUUUUGCGGGGCUUUUAAGUCAAGUAAGAGAGAGGCCACAAUAGUAGUUGAACGGCUUUCAGCACCAGCCUAUUUUCCCUGUGACCACACCGACCCAGUGAAGCCUGGCACCACACAAGGAAACCCAGGACAUGGAAAGAAGGUGUAUGGGACAGUGUAAACCAUGCAUUUUCACAGGUUUGGGCAGUUCCUCCAAAAAUGAUUUGGCCCGUAAAAACCGGUGUGAUUUUUUUUUUUUUUUUUAAUCUAGUUGCAGUUUUUUUCCCCCAAGUGUACUUAAUCACCUCAGUGCCAGUUCAGCCCAAUUAUGCGGGAGAAAUUCGUGUUGGAUGUUUGAGAGAGAACUCGGCGCUGCGCCCGGUGUGCUUGGGAAGGGGGAGCCCUCAGUUGGAGAGAUCUGGCAACCCUUGAUGCAUGGAGGGACGACCUUGGAUGGAUUCAAAACCAUUGCUCAGAAAGGUUCAUAAACAGGGUUAAGGGGUCAGCUCUUCGCCAUGUUGACAGACGAGAGUGCAUUAGAAAACAAGACCGGAGUCAAAUAGACGUACUCACUAGUGACUGCAAAACAUUGCAGUCCAUGUGAAGGGUUUUCAAAAGUUGCCUGCAGUGGAGAAUAUUGCUUUAAUAAUCCUCUGGGGGAAAUCUGCAUUCAGAACUCAAACAAAAACUGCCAAAUCUCAUUAUGUUAAGAAAAUUACUGUUGAGCAGCGGGUUGAUUUUCUGUUGCUUUGUAAAUAAUCACCCCAAACUUAGGAGCUUCAAACAAUACCCGUUCCUUAGCUCCCCGCUCCGAAGCUCGCGAGUCUGGCUCCGUAGGGCUGGACUCUCUGCUCAGGGUCUCACAAGUGUGAAUCCGAGGGCCUGCAGGGCAGCGGCCCUUUACGGCCGCUCUAGGAAAGCAGCUGCUUCCAGGUGGGCUCAGCCAGUUGGCGGUACUCCGUUCUGUUGGGGGGCCUUUCAUUCAGCUCCUUAAGGCUGCCCAAACGCCUCCUCAUGCGCUCCCCUCCAUCUGCAAACCAGUGACGGCCUGGCCAGUCCUCAUGCCUCCGAUCUCUCCUCCUCUCUCCUCUGCUUUAAGCUUCAUGUGAUUACAUCAAGCCCACCAAGAUCGCCUCCCCACUUUAAGGUCAUAAAACACCUUCACAGGAGCGCCCCCCCACCGUGCACAGGUUCCCGGGCUGGGGCGCGGCGUGGGCAGCAGUCUGCCUCCCUCGGGCAGUCCCUUUGCCCACCGGGGCCGAGGGCGUGGGUCCUGGGAGCCUCGUUGGUUCUCUCUGGAAAAGAACAGCCCUCAGCUGCAGCGUUCAACUUGUGUGUUUACUGAAUGAACUACAGAGACAGCUUUCCUUCCUAAGGGGAUUAUUCUGUAUUUUAAGUUAAUUUUUAACAAAAUUGAAUUAUGUUGCGUAUUGUGCUUCUUAAUAGAAAAUGCAUUAUUGGACUGUUUUUGUAACAUCCUGUUUACUGCAAAUGAAACAUGAUAUAGCUGGUAUUGUUUAAAAACUAGAAGAACUUUUGUACAUAUCAGCACUGUCUAAUUUGUAUACACUUCAUUUAAAUUCCCCUAAAACUUGAAAGGGGCACCUUGUAGAAAU